AUGACAGACACUGAAGCUGUGCCCAUCAAACUCAUAGUGCUGGGGGAUUCCGGAGUAGGAAAAUCAAGCCUAAUCAGACGCUUUGUGGAAGAUCACUUUCAACCUGAAGAACCUGCUACCAUUGGAUUCGAUUUCAAACCGUUCACUCUCAUGAUCGACGGUGAAUUAAUUCAGUUUAACAUUUGGGAUACUGCGGGUGCUGAACGCUAUAGCGGCUAUCUAACUCCUUCAUUCUAUCGAGGUGCAAAUGGUGCAUUCUAUGUGUACGACAUCACUUCAAAAAAGUCCCUCAAUUCGGUACACUACUGGAUUGAACAAACAGAACAGUUCACUCACACUUCUGUGAUGAAAAUGCUGAUAGGCAACAAAGUCGAUUUGGUUGACCGAGAUGUUUCCAAGCGUGAUGGCUCUGAAUUUGCCAGACAGAGUGGGAUGAUGUUCUUAGAAACCAGCGCCAAGACCAGCGAAAAUGUUCGUGAUGCCUUCAUCGAGCUAGCCAGAAAGAUCCUUCAAGAUCCGGAAUUCCGCGACGCUCAUCCUCAAAAGGGAUUAACUCUGGAAUCCAACGUGCCUGUUCAAACGAGUGACAGUUCCUGUGCCUGCAGAACCAUCUAUACAAAUAACUGUGUUCGUUUUUUGGAUCUCACUACUUGAUCUUUAUUUGGAGCCACUGGGGUCAGUUAAGUGGACGCAGGUGCACAACAUUGCUGUAACCUACCAGCAGAAAUGGUAUCCCUACAAAUGGUUACUUCUCUGUAUGUUGAGCCUUCUGCUUUCAAACGUUGGCUAGCGUUUUGCAAAUGUCGUAACGGUUCGGG
Messenger RNA from Opisthorchis viverrini, 818 nucleotides. RefSeq lists its product as hypothetical. Bases 1 to 654 code for a protein of 217 amino acids. The record is from RefSeq and is a predicted model, not a curated record. The transcript is spliced from 7 exons. Gene Ontology annotation, molecular function: GTP binding; GTPase activity. Lineage: Eukaryota; Metazoa; Platyhelminthes; Trematoda; Opisthorchiida; Opisthorchiidae.